Molecule: messenger RNA, 1706 nt
Organism: Malus domestica (apple)
Lineage: Eukaryota; Viridiplantae; Streptophyta; Magnoliopsida; Rosales; Rosaceae
Source: RefSeq, a predicted model, not a curated record
CACACCUCUGGCAGCAUCUGUGACUCAACACAUCUUGUGACUAGGUUCUCUCACUCACUCUCUCCCACCGUCUUAAAACUCCCCUCUCCCCCCCAACUCUCCUUCCUCCAAUUUGUUCCUCAUCUUCCACUCCUUUGGUUUUCAUCCUCUUGAGAAACUUUCUGCUUUGAUAACUCCGUUAAGUACGUUUCAGUUUUAAAUUCUGGAUCCGUCACUGCUAUAAAGGUUUUUUCGCACCUCAUUUUUGAGUCUUGGAAUCGUCGUUCGACGCACCUCAUUUUUCAAAUCCUGAAUCCGUCGUGGUGACGAAAAAUGCAAGACCACAUUGGCAUUCCUGCUUGCUUCUCCUCAGGUGAGAAGUUAAGUGAUGAUGCAUCAGCUGUGGCUAGGUCAGGCCACAGUGUCUACAUGAGAGUGUACAGAACCAAGAUAGCCGAUCAGAGCCGCUUGAUCACGAUCACAUGGUGCAAAAACCUGCUCCUCCAUGGCCUAUCGGUGACGAUGGAGGGCCCGGAUGGAGAUCAAACCCAGCAGCACACCCAACACAGCUUCAAAGUUGAGCUCAAGCCAUGGUACUUCUGGAGGAAGCAAGGCUCCAAGCGCUUUGUGGUUGAUGGGAAGGCAGUGGAGAUCUUCUGGGACCUCAAGGCCGCAAAAUUCAACGGCGGGACGGAGCCCAAAUCAGAGUACUACGUUGCGGUUCUUUGUGACAAGGAAGUUGUUUUGCUUCUUGGUGAUCUCAAAAAAGAUGCAUACAGAAAAACAGGUUUUAGACCUGCCCUCACUGAUCCCACUUUGGUUUCUAAAAAAGAGCACAUUUUUGGUAAGAAAAAGUUUUCCACAAAAGCUAAGUUUUAUGAAAAAGGCAGGCUGCAUGAAAUUGCAAUUGAAUGCAAACACAGAGGUGGCGGUGGCGGCGACGGGAGCAUUGGGAGUGGAAGUACCCUAAAUGGGGUGGAGCCGGAGUUGGAGAUUAGGGUUGAUGGGCAUUUGGUGGUUCAUGUGAAGCAUCUUCAAUGGAAGUUUAGAGCCAAGUUUGCCUGCUUCAAGUACAUCUCUGUCACCGUUAUCGAGAACCUCGUCAUCCUCGCCGCCAUUUUCUUCAUCGGCAUCAACUCCAUUGUCCUCUCAGACUAGUUCUGCAUCAGUAGAAGGGAUUAAUGCAAGUUCUGCUGGUUCAUCCGAGUUUUGCUUAUUUCUUUAUGCCUGGAAGAUUGAAUGAGAAAAUGUAUCUAUCUCUUGGUAGACUAUACUCAUCAUCACUUACGAAGACAUUAUUGUGACGGUGUUUCAAGUUCGCACAAUGAUAGUUUCUCAAGUUAUUCACGCAUAUAACAUGUACAUUAUGUGAUUGAUUUGGAAUAUGAUUGGUUUCAUCACCAGAGGAAUGAGCUAGGGUGGCAAAUGAAAUGGGACAUCAAGGAAUGGGGACAGCAUGGGACGGUGAGGAUGCAGAUUGGAUUGAUUGUUGGAGAAUUGGAUUGGAAAAAGAGGUGGAGCGCAAGAGGGAGAGGGGUUGGAGGUUAGUUACAGCUGGGAUUGAGCAAAUGGGCAUGAUUGGAGAAAGACAGACAAAAUACACAUAUGAAUGCCCAAUAAGUUUCCAACCUAGAGAGGCAUCUUUCGACAUAUUAUAUUUUUUUUAUACAAAAUUUCUCUUUCCUCUUUCUUGAUCUAAUCUUGAUAAUUGAGCAACUUUCUUCUAC